Messenger RNA from Staurois parvus, 329 nucleotides. The record is from the annotation of a GenBank genome assembly. NCBI's taxonomy places the organism in Eukaryota, Metazoa, Chordata, Amphibia, Anura, Ranidae.
UCAAUUCUGCAAGUGGUUCUGAUUUACUAUCGCUGUUCUCUAGCUGGUCUAAAACCACUUUUGACCUAAAGGGACGCUUUUUGGACACCAUGGACGUUUCUCAGUUUCCAGGCAGAAAGAACAGUAAAAAUGCAGGCAGGGCACAGGACAAAGCACUCGGGACAAAAUGUAUGCGAAAUGGUUUGGUACAUGAAUGUCAGUUUUUAACAUUUUUAAAUUUCCCACCGUUCCGUCCCCCAUAUGUCCCGAACGUCCCGAUGCUCACAAGGACCGGAAGACGGAUGCCAGCAUCGGAAGGAGGAGAUGGCCCGGGACUCUGCAGGAGGGAC